CGUCACCACCACAACCACCUCCAUCACCAACCACCAGCUCAACCAGAAACCUCCGGCAACUUAAUCCUCAUUGACCGGUUUAACAAAAUUUUAUGGAAAUCUUUUGAUCAUCCAAUGGACACAAUCGUCACAGGUCAAAGACUUCCGGUCGAUGGAAUGUUAAUCUCGACCAACUCUGCGGUGGCUUUUUCCGACGAAGAUUACACGUUUACGGUCACCUCCGACGACGGGAUAUUACAAUGGAAAAACUUAACGUAUUACAGUUUAUUACUCGAUUCAAAAUCGGUAAUAAACUCAAACGGACCCAUUAUCUCUUUGAUGGUAAUAAACUCAGCGAUUGACGGAGUGUUGAAUGAAUUCGGGAUGUUAUGGGAGGUUAUAAAGGCGCCUUUGAUAGUCCCAUUGCUGCAAUUUGCAGUUUACAUUUGUUUAACAAUGACUGUAAUGCUUUUUGUUGAAAGACUUUACAUGGGUGUUGUUAUUAUUCUCAUAAAACUGUUCUGGAAGAAGCCCGAACAGCGGUAUAGAUGGCAACCAAUUUAUAAAGAUGCCGAAAUUGGGAACAUGUCUUUUCCUAAAGUUCUUAUUCAAAUUCCUAUGUUUAAUGAGAAAGAGGUGUACAAGAUCUCAAUUGGUGCGGCGUGUAGCUUGUCAUGGCCGGUCGAUCGCCUUGUUAUUCAAGUUCUUGAUGAUUCUACUGAUCACAACAUCAAGGAUUUAAUUGAGAACGAAUGUCGACGUUGGGCAAGCAAAGGAGUGAACAUAUGGUACCAAAUAAGGCAAAACCGGGGCGGGUACAAAGCAGGCGCACUUAGAGACGGAUUGACUCAUGAUUAUGUCAAAGAUUGUAAAUAUGUCACCAUUUUCGACGCGGAUUUCAGGCCUGAACCGGAUUUUCUCCAGCGAGCCAUCCCGUUUCUUGAGUUUAACCCUAAAAUCGCCCUUGUUCAAGCUCGAUGGCGGUUCGUGAACUCAAAUGAAUGUUUGUUAACAAGAAUGCAAGAAAUGUCACUAGAUUACCAUUUCACAGUGGAGCAAGAAGUGGGAUCUGCCACUCAUGCAUUUUUUGGCUUUAAUGGGACCGGUGGCGUAUGGAGGAUUGCCGCCAUCAAUGAGGCCGGCGGGUGGAAGGACCGUACAACUGUGGAGGACAUGGAUCUUGCGGUUCGAGCUGGUCUCCAAGGAUGGAAAUUCGUCUAUCUAGGUGACCUUCAGGUUAAAAGCGAACUUCCUAGCACAUUCAAAGCAUUUCGUUACCAACAACAUAGGUGGUCUUGUGGACCGGCUAACUUGUUUAGAAAGAUGGUGCUUGAAAUCAUUAGAACAAAGAAAGUGACGGUAUGGAAGAAGUUGUACGUGAUCUAUAAUUUUUUCAUUGUGAGAAAAAUAAUCGCGCACAUGGUCACAUUUUUCUUCUUUUGUGUCGUUCUCCCGCUCACCAUCUUGGUCCCGGAAGUUGAAGUCCCGGCAUGGGGAGCCAUCUACAUUCCUUGCAUCAUUACCACAUUGAACUCGGUCGGGACACCAAGAUCAAUCCACUUAUUGUUUUACUGGAUUCUUUUCGAGAACGUCAUGUCAUUUCAUCGAACAAAGGCAACAAUCAUUGGUCUUCUCGACGCAAAGAGAUCUAACGAAUGGGUUGUCACCGAAAAGCUUGGAGAUUCAAUCAAGACCAGAAAAUCAACACGCAAAACGUUCAAAUUUAACUUUAGUGAUAGGAUUCAUGUUAUUGAACUGGGAUUCGCGGUAUACUUGUUUUUCAUCGGAUGCUACGAUUUCAUGUAUGGAAAGCACCGCUAUUUCAUAUACAUUUUCCUCCAAGUGAUAACAUUCUUGAUCGUCGGAGUAGGUUAUGUGGGCACAGUUGUCCCGAGGACUUAGAGAGCAUUAGAUUUAUGCAAGAUUGUCGUUUCUCAUAUGUGAUAUCUUUCGAUCCAAAAUAGUUACGACAUUUGUUUCUUCAUGUGGCAACAAGUUGAAAAAGAAGCAGAGAAACACACCCAAACUUAAAUGCCUAUGACAACAAGCAGAGUGUAUGUAGUAUACAGUUCAUAGAAUUUUGCAUUAGAUUUCUUCAAGGGGAUAUAACUUAUGAGAAAAUUGUUUAAUUCAUGAGUCUUCAUUGUAUCUAUGUGAUGUAAUUUUGUUAGAAGUAUAUUAUACCAUUAAAUGAAUGGAAA
Molecule: messenger RNA, 2180 nt
Organism: Helianthus annuus (common sunflower)
Lineage: Eukaryota; Viridiplantae; Streptophyta; Magnoliopsida; Asterales; Asteraceae
Product: glucomannan 4-beta-mannosyltransferase 2
Exons: 10
Coding region: 115-1881 (588 amino acids)
Cellular component (GO): Golgi apparatus
Molecular function (GO): mannan synthase activity
Source: RefSeq, a predicted model, not a curated record